UUCGGAUGCGGUUUUAAAAUAAAAGAAGAAAAAUGAUGAAAUAUUGUUUCAUAGUAGGGUGUAAGGAACACAUUGCUGUGCACCCAGACACAUGACUUUUUCGGAUGCCAAUAGGCAUAACUGAGAAAUAUCAAAAGUUAAUUGAAAAAUCUUGUGCUGGGCCUAGUAAUCUGCCCACAAGUAAACUUAUUAUAUUGUCAAAGAGAAGAAGGGAAAUGUGGAUAAGUGUUUUGCGUCGUAGGCCUUUAAGUGCAAGUCAAUUAAAAAAUUCUCGAAUUUGCAAGAAACAUUUUAGGAGUGGCAUUCCAGCUGACUUGGCGAAUAUGGAUUAUCCUGAUAGGGUGCCUUGUCAAAAAUUAGGUGAUGAAAAAGGAACCGCUCUAAAAAGGAAAAUUUCACUGCCCCGCUACCACCUAUCUGCGAAAACGGUUAUUUGUCAAAGGGGAUUAAAAAUUUUGCUUGAAAAUCCUUUUAAUUAAUUCAAGAUUCAUAAUUUUAUUUAAAAAUUCAUUUCUUUGGUCAAAAAUAGAAGUAUAUUAUUUGAAAAUCUUUUUUUUUGUGAAAAUUUAUUAUCUAACUGUACCCAUAACUUUUUCACUGUAGGGCCAAAGUGUAUCCCUUUUUGGGUAAAAAUUCGUAUAUUUUGUUGUGAAAGUUGUCUUUUUUGGUAGAAAGUUAAUCAUGUUAGCCAGGGAAAAUAAAAAAUGUAUUAACAUAAGGGCCGAUUCCACUAACUAUGAUUAAAUUUUAAUCGCUGAUUAACUUAGGUUAAUCAGCAGAUUGCGUUCCAUCAACUUUUAAAAUAUGAUUAAAGAAGUCUAAUCGUCGAUUAACUUGACUGGCCAUUUUUGGCUGGUUAGCGAGUUAAUCAGUGAUUAAAGGGAGUCAACAUAACCUCAAAGUUGAGGUUCAAGUAUAGUGUGAAAUAUUGAUCGAAUUUAUAACGAUAUCUUGCCCUCACAUAACUUAUAUUCAAUUUCAAUCGAUAACUAAUUCCUGUCCAUUUAUUUGGGAAACGAUGUGCAUAAACAAAAACACAUCGCUGCUCUUCGUUCAUGAGCAGUCGAGGUAUAUUUUGCGCGCGAAUACAAGUUCGAAAUCAGCCAAUCAGGAUCACCAUUACAACAGAAACACCCAGAAACUAGACUUAUUACGAACAGAGCGACGGUUGGCUAACAAGAGGUUAAAAAUGCAUAGUGGAACGCGUCACUAGCUAAUCGUGAUUAAAACGCUGAUUAAAAAAUAAUCAUAAUUAGCUAAUCAAGGAUUUAAUCACAGUUGGUAGAAUCGGUCCUAAGGUAGAGAUUCUUUAAAUUGGUAUUUUUUGCCUUUUUGCUUCAAGAAAUAUCUUAAAUUUGCGUACAGUUCUUUGAGACGUAAAUUUUUGUUAUUUGUCAUAGGAGAAUA
Belonocnema kinseyi is the source of this 1407-nucleotide messenger RNA. RefSeq lists its product as uncharacterized. NCBI's taxonomy places the organism in Eukaryota, Metazoa, Arthropoda, Insecta, Hymenoptera, Cynipidae. The record is from RefSeq and is a predicted model, not a curated record. The transcript has 2 exons. Bases 105 to 479 code for a protein of 124 amino acids.